AUGAUUUCCAAUGCUGAAUUCGACCCAACAUUCAAUAAACGCAUCCAUACUGAAGACGAGACGAGAGUUUAUGAGUACGACACGCAAUCCAGACAUCAGUUGAGUUGUGCGGUUGAUGGUUGGCGAAGAGUUGUUUAUUGGGGUGAAAAAUCGCGCUACGUUUCCAUACGACUGCCGCAUAUCUCAGAAGUGCUGAGGGCGAAAUUUUUGACUUUUGGAAGGAGAUUAUGUAAAGAAAAAUAUAAGCCCACACACAGGCGUCUUGUUUUACCUCGAAUGUCGCUGUUCCAAUCCAUUAACUACACACGCGGUUCACAUCGACGCGAUGCACGUUACCGGCUCAUACAAGGGCGUGUCUACAAUUUUCUAGAGCGGCCGCGUGGUUUCGUAGCCAUUUGCUAUCACAUUAUGGUAUUCUUUAUGGUGUUCACCUGUCUAGCCUUAAGCAUUUUCGCCACAAUCCCCGAGUUUGAGAGCGGGGCAUCAUUUUCGCUAUAUCGCAUGGAGGUGCUGGUGGUGCUUUGGCUCACACUGGAGUUCGCAGUGCGGUUAUGGUCGGCGGGUGUGCGCUCACGUUAUCAGGGCUUCUUGGGCCGCAUAAAGUUUAUGACUGGCACAUUUUGCGUCAUAGAUACUAUUACCAUCGCCGCUUCAGUGAUCGCUUUGGGGCAGGGUGCGCCACGGCGCGUUUUUGCUACCAGCACUUUGCGUGCACUGCGAUUCUUUCAGAUCUUACGAAUGCUGCGCAUCGAUCGACGCGGCGGUAGCUGGAAACUUUUGGGUAGUGUUGUCUAUGCGCACAGACAGGAACUACUCACCUCGGUUUAUAUCGGCUUUCUCGGCUUGACGUUCUCCGCCUUUCUGGUCUACUUAGUUGAACGGGAUGUGAAUGAGCAGUUUAGCAAUUUUGGCAAAGCUUUGUGGUGGGGUGUGAUAACAAUGUGCACUAUUGGCUAUGGUGACUCAGUGCCAAUCACCUGGCAGGGCAAAGUUAUCGGUUCCAUUGUUACUUUGCUGAGCUACUCGUUCUUUGCGCUGCCUGCGGGCAUUUUGGGUAGCGGUUUCGCUUUGAAAGUUCAACAGCAACAACGCCAGAAACAUAUGAUUAGCCGUUUCCAGCCAGCUGCCGGAUUGAUUCAAGCCGCCUGGCGCUACUAUGCGGCUGAUGAGAACUCCACAGCGGUAGCUACUUGGAAAAUCCAUGAAAUACCAAUACAGAUGCCAAGCCCGACUAGCUCCUUCAAAGUUCAAAGUCCAUUGAGACGUCUGCCUAGUCGCCGUCGCCGCAGCCAAACCAUACAUUAUCCAGCCGAUAUUUUGCAUAUUGAGUCAGCGAAGUCGGGACGUUAUCUCUCGGUCUUCAAUGAUAAAUCUGUGGAGAGCACAGAUGAAGACUAUACGCCAAAAUGCAACACACUGCUGAAGAAACAUAAAAUUGCUAUCAGGUUUAUAAGAAUGCUGAAAUUCAUGGUCGCACGCCGAAAAUUCAAAGAAGCUCUAAAGCCCUACGAUGUGAAGGAUGUACUGGAGCAGUAUGCGGCUGGGCAUGCGGACCUAUUAAUGCGGGUGAAAAACAUACAUGCGAGAUUGGAUCUUAUAUUGGGCGGUAAGCGUGCGCCAAAAAUAAAAGAUGCCACUAAAAUUUGUUUGGCUUCCAGAGUGGUGAAGGUGGAGAGACAAGUCUGCAAUAUUGAAGACAAAUUAGAUCUCCUAAUCAGACAAUAUAUGGAGGAUCGCAAACGAAAAGAUAAUGAUAAUGCAGAGGAGUCAAGCUUGACGCCAAUACUCGAAGCCGUCAAUGCGGAGUCGAUCAAUAAGAGGGAAAAGGAAAACAUUUCCGCAGCAGUAAAGGAGGCUAAGAAUGCGAAUAGAUCAAGUCUCCCAACAAUCGUCUAUCAGCCACACCUGCCGGCAAAUAUAAGUUAUCCACCACAUCGCGAUCUAAAGUUACCGCCACCGCAACAGCGGCCCGAUAGUGCAAUAAUAUUUUUAGAUGACAUGGGCAAAGCAAAGGAGGGGCAUAGUUACGAUGAGGAGGAUGAAUACAGUGAAGGUAUCUAUGCUUCGGUGGAAGCGUACUUGGGUUGGACGUGAAGUGGAAGUGAAAAGAGUGAUUAGUAAUCAAAA
Molecule: messenger RNA, 2127 nt
Organism: Anastrepha obliqua
Lineage: Eukaryota; Metazoa; Arthropoda; Insecta; Diptera; Tephritidae
Product: potassium voltage-gated channel subfamily KQT member 1-like
Exons: 16
Coding region: 1-2094 (697 amino acids)
Biological process (GO): potassium ion transport; transmembrane transport
Cellular component (GO): membrane
Molecular function (GO): voltage-gated potassium channel activity
Source: RefSeq, a predicted model, not a curated record